Molecule: messenger RNA, 930 nt
Organism: Gilbertella persicaria
Lineage: Eukaryota; Fungi; Mucoromycota; Mucoromycetes; Mucorales; Choanephoraceae
Exons: 4
Coding region: 23-580 (185 amino acids)
Source: RefSeq, a predicted model, not a curated record
UUCCUUUUCUUUUUUUUUCAUUAUGACUCCACUUUUAUGCUAUCGUUGUCGAAAGAUACUAGAGGAUGAGACGUCAUUUAUUACUUGUAAAUACUGUACAGUGUCAUGGCAUAUUGACUGCCUUAUUCAACCUACACAUAAACACAAAACUGUAGAAGAUGACUGGCGAUGUCCUCACCAUCAAGAAAGACCUUAUACACGUAAAAGAGUCAAGGGAGAAAACGGCAAGACAGUCAAGAUAGAACAACAGCAAGAAGAAGAAGUGAGUUUUCAUGAAGCAGAGCAUAUGGUCAAAUAUGGCAAUGUUACAUUUGGUCUCUCUACAAGCCAUAUUGAACAUGAAUUUCUGGAUUAUGCUAAAAGAACAUAUCGGUUCAAUCGAGAUGCACGGAUCCAUUCAUUGCCUCAAAAGACACAUGAGCAACAAUUGGGUGUUCAAAUGCUAUUGGAUGCUGCUCAUUGUAAUAAGCGGGUCAUGGUAGAAUUAGACGAAAAGGAAUACGAAAAGAUUGAAGCUAUAAAACAACUUGUUAGGUUAAAAGGGGAUGAAGAUACAUUAAUCAAGCUAUUAUCUCAAUAAAUAUGACUAGAUGGAAGAGGAAACAGUCUGAUUUAUCUAUCAAUUAAUACGCUUUUAUUUUUCUACCUGCAGAUGUCAUUAUGCCCAAGCAGAUUUGACGUCGGCGAUUGAAAAACAACAGAACCAAAUGAUUCAUAAAUUGAGCAUUUGUUUAGAAAUGCAUAAAGACGUAGAUAUUUUGUCUUGACAUAUUAGCAAAAGUUGUUGAUCUUUACUCUAGAAUUCUAACGAUAUAGGAAAAAACACAAGAGGUUUAUUAGUAAGAUUCUGCUUAAAUGUGAAGAAACGGCUUUAGAGUUUUCUGCACUUGGUGAAUCAUUUCUAUAAUACCAUCUAAAAAUAAAUUAGGC